CCUUCCCACAUCUCUUCCUGCUUGUCAGGGCCACCAUUAACAGCUUUAUCAGCUGCCACCAGCCCGUGUCUGGGUUCUUCCUCUCCCUUCUCCAGAAUAAAGCUGAAGGGUGGUGAAGGUCACAGCUGGGUUACGCGCGAUUAUCAACGAAAGAGACGAGGAAUUGAACAAUUGCUUGGGAGUGAUAGCUAGGCUCCCAGCUGGCGUCGAGGCAGGAAGACCUACAUCUAGAACGAAACAAGAUCAACUAUUGGCUAGCAGCUUUUCAGGAUCAGCUGGACAGUAUCUACCGCCAACAUGACUGCGAGUAAAGACAGCCUGUUCCGCUCGGCGGAGAUGUCCCUGACCCAGCUCUAUAUUGCCAAUGAGAUUGGUCGGGAGGUCGUUAGUGCUCUGGGUGAACUCGGUGUCAUGCAAUUUCGCGAUUUGAACGCCGAAGCGUCGGCAUUUCAGCGCACGUUCACUCAGGAGAUUCGACGACUAGAUAACGUCGAGAGACAGCUACGGUACUUUCAUGGACAAAUGGACAAGUCUGGAAUUCCUCUUCGUCCGCUCGAUGACUUGCCCAAUACCGUUGCUGCGCCUACGGCGGCCGAGAUCGAUGAGCUCGCCGAGCGGAGUCAGAGCUUGGAACAGCGAAUUGUAUCACUCAAUGAGAGCUACGAGACGUUGAAGCGUCGUGAAGUUGAGCUGCUCGAAUGGCGAUGGGUGUUAAGGGAGACUGGUGGAUUCUUUGAUCGGGCCCACGGUCAUACGGAUGAAAUUCGUCACUCAACGGACAAUGAUGAGGCACCACUCCUACAAGACGUGGAGCAGCACGCUCCCAGAGGGCAGAAUGGCGAGGCGCAAGGCGAAACCUCCUUCUCAGUCAUGAAUAUUGGCUUCGUCUGCGGUACGAUACCGAGGGAACGCAUUGCCGCUUUUGAGCGAAUUCUCUGGAGAACGCUGCGUGGCAACCUCUAUAUGAAUCAGUCGGAGAUUCCCGAGCCAAUUGCCAACCCUGAGACUGACGAGAAGUCGAACAAGAAUGUCUUUGUCAUCUUUGCGCAUGGAAAGGAGAUCAUUGCCAAGAUCCGGAAAAUUUCAGAAUCCAUGGGUGCCAACUUGUACAGCGUUGAUGAGAAUAGCGAUCUUCGACGAGAUCAGAUCCAUGAAGUCAACAACCGUCUCAGCGAUCUCGCUAGUGUUUUGCGGAACACGAAACUCACACUGGACGCGGAACUCACCCAGAUUGCUCGCAGCCUUGCAAUCUGGAUGCUCAUUGUGAAAAAGGAGAAGGCAGUAUAUCAGACGCUGAACCGCUUCUCGUACGACCAGCAGCGCAAGACUCUUAUUGCCGAAGCGUGGUGUCCUACCAGCACGUUGGGGCUCAUCAAAUCGACCUUGCAAGAUGUAAACGACCGCGCUGGUCUGACAGUACCGACUAUUGUCAACCAGAUCAAGACUUCCAAGACUCCGCCAACCUACAACAAGACCAACAAGUUUACCUUGGGCUUUCAGACCAUCAUUGACGCCUACGGUACCGCCAAGUACACCGAAGUGAACCCUGGUCUGCCCACAAUUGUCACUUUCCCAUUUCUGUUCGCCGUCAUGUUUGGUGACUUUGGUCACGGUUUCAUCAUGUUUUUGGCUGCUGCCGCCAUGAUUUAUUUUGAGAAGAAGCUCGGCAAGUCAAAGCUUGACGAGAUUGUUUCAAUGGCGUUUUUCGGUCGUUACAUCAUGCUCAUGAUGGGUCUGUACUCCAUGUACACCGGCCUCAUCUAUAAUGAUGUCUUUUCCAAGUCCUUUUCGCUCUUUGACAGUGCGUGGGCAUGGCCCAAGAAUUUCAAAGAGGGAGAGUCAGUCGAGGCCCAUCUCAAGUCCGGUUACCGGUAUCCGUUUGGCUUGGACUGGAUGUGGCACGACACUGAGAACGACCUGCUGUUUGGCAACAGCUACAAAAUGAAGCUUAGUAUCUUGUUGGGUUGGGCCCAUAUGACCUACUCUCUAUGCUUCUCUUUCAUCAACGCACGCCACUUCAAAUCGCCCAUUGACAUCUGGGGAAACUUUGUGCCUGGCAUGGUCUUUUUCCAGUCCAUCUUUGGUUACCUGGUCUUCUGUAUCGUCUUCAAGUGGUCCAUUGACUGGUACGCCAUUGGUCAAUCUCCUCCUGGGCUUCUGAACACUCUCAUCUACAUGUUCCUCUCUCCUGGUACCGUCGAGGAGCCACUCUUUGGUGGCCAAGCGCCACUACAAAUAGCUUUGCUUCUCAUUGCAGUUGCUUGCGUACCUAUCCUACUCUUCCUCAAGCCCUUUUACCUACGCUGGGAGCACAACCGCGCUCGUGCCCUGGGAUACCGCGGCAUUGGUGAGAGUACGCGUAUCAGCGCACUGGACGAUGAGGACAAUGCUAGCCAGGGCAUGAAUGGCGCUGGACGUGACAGCUUUGCCAGUGACAGUGAGGGCAUUGCCAUGAUUACUCAGGAUAUUGGUGGCGAGGAAGAGCACGAGGAAUUUGAGUUUGGCGAAGUCAUGAUCCAUCAAGUCAUUCACACUAUUGAAUUCUGUCUCAACUGCGUUUCCCACACGGCUUCGUACCUUCGUCUCUGGGCCUUGUCCCUGGCUCACCAACAGCUGUCCAUUGUCUUGUGGAACAUGACGAUUGGUAUUGCCUUUUCCAUGUCUGGCGCUGUCGGCGUCAUUGCCGUCUUCUGCCUCUUUUAUCUUUGGUUCUUCCUCACCGUCGCCAUCCUUUGCGUCAUGGAGGGUACCAGUGCCAUGUUACACUCGCUGCGUCUCCACUGGGUCGAGGCGAUGAGUAAACAUUUCAUAGGCGAUGGCAUUCCCUUUGAGCCGUUCAGUUUCAAGCUCUUACUGGAAGAAGAGCCUAUUGAGUGACGAUUACGUUGAUGAUGUGCAAUUGUAACUUUUUUAAUUCUUCUAUAUACUGUACUGUACCUACAGUGUAGUGUAUUUGUACUUGUGACAUAUAUAUAUACCGUAUUUGAGAUGUUGAAAUAGUGCAUGCUAGACUUGAAUCAAAUCAGC
Molecule: messenger RNA, 3027 nt
Organism: Xylona heveae TC161
Lineage: Eukaryota; Fungi; Ascomycota; Xylonomycetes; Xylonales; Xylonaceae
Product: V0/A0 complex, 116-kDa subunit of ATPase
Exons: 7
Coding region: 298-2877 (859 amino acids)
Biological process (GO): proton transmembrane transport; vacuolar acidification
Cellular component (GO): vacuolar proton-transporting V-type ATPase, V0 domain; fungal-type vacuole membrane; vacuolar proton-transporting V-type ATPase complex
Molecular function (GO): proton-transporting ATPase activity, rotational mechanism; ATPase binding
Source: RefSeq, a predicted model, not a curated record